Cotesia congregata is the source of this 1762-nucleotide messenger RNA. Lineage: Eukaryota; Metazoa; Arthropoda; Insecta; Hymenoptera; Braconidae. The record is from the annotation of a GenBank genome assembly.
AUGGACGGUGAAAAUAAACCGGAUACCACAAAUCCGUCGCAGGAAAACAGCAAUGAAAAUAAUCAACGGCCAGGACAAAACCAAGGUGGCGGAGGUGGAGGUGGAGGCGGUGGAAACCGCGGUGGAGGACGUGGUAGAAAAGGCUCUAGAUUUUCUGGUGGCCGUGGAGGUGGCGGUCAAAGAAAUAAUAAUGAUAUGCAGAUGAAAAUGAGUGAUUCCAUGAUGGAUGAUCAAAACAUGCAAGAUAACAUGGGAGGAGCAGGUCUAAUGGGUGCUGGUCCCCAAGAUCAUGAUGGUGGUGGUGGCGGCGGCGGUGGUAGAGGAGGUGGCGGUGGACGAGGUAGUGGUGGUGGCCGCGGAGGCGGACGAGGAGGCCGUGGAGGUGGCGGCGGUGGCGGUGACAGAAACAUGGGAAACCGAUCACAAGAAGACCGCUUAAUGGAGAGAAUAAUGAGUCUUAAUGGUCCAACCCACGAUCUUCCACCCCAAGAUACUGCUGAGAAAAAAUUCAGCGGCCGCAAUCGACUCUACGUAGGAAACCUCACCAAUGAUAUCUCUGAAGAAGAAAUAAAAAAUAUGUUCAGUCCUUACGGUGAAAUAUCAGAGCUCUUCGUCAACAAAGAGAAGAAUUUCGCUUUUCUGAGAAUGGAUUACAGAAUAAACGCCGAAAAAGCGAAGCACGAAUUGGAUGGAACAAUGCGUAAAGGCCGUCCAAUUAGAGUGAGAUUCUCUCCUCACUCUUCAGCUAUAAAAGUAAAAAAUCUAACGCCUUGGGUGUCCAACGAGCUUUUGGAGAAGUCAUUCAGUGUCUUUGGCGAAAUAGAGCGGGCGAUUGUAAUCGUUGAUGACAGAGGAAAGAGCAUGGGCGAAGGCAUCGUCGAAUAUGUCCGAAAACCAUCGGCUUUAAUGGCUCUAAGAAAAUGUAACGAAGGCUGCUACUUCCUCACCGCAUCAUUGAGACCGGUUGUCGUUGAAUCGCUCGAACAGCAAGACGACAUUGACGGUUACCCAGACAAAAAUAUUCAGCGUAAGAAUCCGGAAUUUUUCAAAGCCCGUGAAAUUGGACCACGCUUUGCCCACCCAGGUAGCUUUGAACACGAGUACGGUACCAGGUGGAAACAAUUGCAUGAGUUGUACAAACAAAAGGAGAAAGCUCUGAAACGCGAAAUGGCCAUGGAAGAAGAGAAGCUUGAAGCUCAAAUGGAAUUCGCUAGAUACGAACAUGAAACUGAGUUACUUCGAGAACAAUUGCGUCUUCGUGAGGCUGAUCGUGAACGACAAAAACGCGAAUGGGAAAUGAAAGAAAGACAAGCCCAAGAGCGCCGUUCGCGUGAGGAAGAAGUCCAGCGUCGUCAGCAAGAAGAAAUGGCGAUGCGCAUUCGUCGACAAGAAGAAGAAUUACACAGACGUCAGCAAGAAAAUAAUCUCUUCAUGCAGGAACAAGCCAUGCGUGGAGGUGGUGGUGGUGGUGGAGGUGGUGGCGGCGGCAGCGGUGGUGGAAAAAACUAUGACACCGCUGGAUCCUAAAUCGUUCAUGGACGCGUAUAAUAAUAUGGAUCGCACGAAUCACGGUAGCGGGGGUUACGAUGAUCGUGGACCAAUAAUGGAUCUUAUGGAUAUGCGGGUUGAUAUGAACAACAUGGGUGGCGGUGUUGGUGGUAAUAAUCGUGGUAAUAACGGCGUCGGCGGUGGUCGUUGGCAAGGUGGUGGCAAUGACCGUAAUCGCCAGGAAGACUUUCCAAAUAAGCGACGACGUUAUUAG